UCCUUUCAUAUGUUGUUAGGUUUCGGCGUACUAACCGAGCUGAGCUGUUAUUAAGCGUAGUUGGGCGUGAAUCCUCCACCAUAGAUAGAAUCUACGCUCGAAAGUAACCCGCGACCAGAGGCGGUCAAUUCCGGAUUGGUUGUAGAGAUUUCGGCUCGCCCAUCGAGCGCCAUGGCUUUGUCCUUGUACGACUUUCUGCGCGAUCCCAACGCCCCGCCCUCGCCUUUCGAAGAGCCGACUGGCCCCCACGCCCAGGCUUCGAACACCCGUCCCAAGGGAUUGCGCGAAUCCAUGUUUCAACAAUUCCGGAGCGACCGUACGGCUACUUUGCCCGUGGCCAAGAAGAUGUUGCGCCGUGAACAGCACGAUCGAGACCGGAAGAACCAACGGGAAUGGCUGCUCGAGCAACGCCGAGGUCGACCCCCACCGUCGAGUCAGGAUGAGGUCGAUGACAGUCCUGGUAGAUCAUCCCCGGCACGGCCGGCUCGAGCUGCACCCGUGGUUAGAGCUCGCGGUGCCCAGGACCGAUUGGCCCAAUUGCGAGCAUUUCAGGCCGAACGGGCCCAGAAACGUCAAGCGGGUCAAAAGGGAAUCCGACCCCCAUUUCGCGUGGGCGUCUACAAGCUGACCCAAGACAUUCAGCAAAAUUUGGCUCCAGUGGAAGGCGCUGAGAAGUCAACUUUGAAGAAUGUGUCAUCGCGUAUUGAUACUCAUCGCAAAGGCGCCCGUCCCACCCCGGCUCGCCAUCCCAUAGUGUCUACGUCCAGUUCUAAGGCUAAAAAGAGUUUAUUUAAUAAAAGCACGCCCAAAAAGACCCAGCGUGCCUGGCGAGCGGCCUUGGUUCAGGGCGGUAAAAACUAUGUAAAUUCUCUCAAGACUGGCCGACCAAAGGCCGACCUAGCCAUCACCUCGGUGGUAGCACCCGAAUCCGAUGUUAUCCAAUCGGCACCUCAGAUUCCCAUAAAGCUCGAUCUUCUGACCGAAAAGCAGGACUUGUCCUUGAAUUUGAUUGCGGAAACCCCUGAAGUCAUUACCUCGUCGCCUGUGUCCGAAGAAAGGGAGACCCACCCGGCUCUAAAAUCGGCCAAACGACGUCGCUCGUCACGGUUAGCAAAUAAAGUUCGACCACCCUCGCCCUUGUCCGAAGCCGUUAUUCCCGAAGAACCCGAAGAUGAUGUUGAAGCAGUGGUAUCGUUCAAAACCACCCACCGCGAUCUACAAACCCCUACGGAAGAGAGCAAAUCGUUUUUGCCUUCUACUUCGCUGACCCCUUUUAUUGCCGCUAUGGAAGUGUCGAAAAAGCCAGACCCAGUUGUUCCUCCCCCCGUGUGCACGGAAGUGUCUCAUGCAAAUUUUCAAUUUCUUUCGCCAUCCGUGGUGGGAAAUUUCAAAUUUACUGCGACACCCAAGGCUCCUCUCGACAAAGAUGGUUUCAAGACUCCAAAUAUGCGUUCCUUGGGCGGGUCCAUAAAAUCUCGACGAUCUAAGCGCAUGAGUGAGGCGUGCGGUCUCAUCGACCCCUUGCGGAAAGAUGUCCUAUUUCAACGAGGAUCCAGCAGUGCCAAACGACGUAUCCGAAAAGGCCAAGAUCCCUACGUCGAUCUGAAGGACAUCAGUUUCGAUGAUGUUCCCGCAGAUCCGUUCUCACCAUUCCACAAAGUCAUGCAGAGUCGCACCAAAACGACCCUUGAUCCCAUUUUGACGCCCCUGGUUAAUCACGGCGGCUCUCCCCAAGUUCAACGCGUCACCCCCAUCCCCAAGACACUCGCCAUGGAGUUUGAGCAGAUCAAUCAAGAAGCCCCAUCCAAUCCGGGAGCGAAAGACGUCAACUAUUUUCGGAGUCUCCUGAAGACCGAGACCGACAGAUUGGCGGCUUUGUGUUGCCAUUGGGAAUCGAAAUUAGAAUCGUUGGCGGCGGAUGCGAAUUUCUCUGAAGAGACCACGGGUCAGAUCCGGUCUGUGAUUGGCAAGGCCAAACUCAUGUCCAAUCGGAAGGGUAGAUUCGAACAAUUCGCCACGUUGAUCGACAAUUGCGAGUUCAAUCGAGGAGAACAGAAGACCACAUGCAUGGAUUUACAAGGUUUUUGGGAGAUGAUUUACUUCCAAGUCGAGGAUAUCGACGAAUUAUUCAAGGAACUCAAUACCUUAGAAGCGAGUGGAUGGAUGGAAGCGGUUGUGGACCACACCGCCCCUGCCAAGAAUGCGAUAGGCAAGAAACUGUCCAAUAAGCGUACCAACUUGGCCAAGAAUCGAAAGGCCAAAUCACCCGGAAAGGCUACGGCUGCUCUCAAGGAGCUCAUGGCCAACAAACGGAAGUUAAUGCGAGAUAAAACUCAAAAGAAUGGUCAGCCCAACCUGUCGGCAAAGGAUAGUCUUCAACCUGUAGACGCAAGCCGAAAUUCGCCUGAGAAGGUCUUUGAUGGUGGUUUCUUUGCUGUCCGAAGUCCCUUGAGGAAAUUGUCGCCCAAUCACUGUGGGCCGAACUCGAACCGUAAAAUCUCCAUGUCGGCCGAAGCAAGAACUCCCAAGACCUCGGGAAUCUCGUCCAUGACUAAACGAGUGACGAGGUCGAGCCAGAGGCUUUCCUCGCGGCCUACGACGGCUCAGACUCUUCAAUUCAACGAAAAUGAGGAACCGAUGGUCUAAAGUCCUGGUGUCAUUUUAGUAACACGUAUGUCUUUUUUUUCCACCAUCAUUCCUUACCCUCUUCUUGAAUAUUUUUGACCCUUUAAUGGAACUAUUCUUUGACCAUAAUUUUGUACUAUCUUUCCAUUGAUAUAAAGAAACUUUCAAAGCCUCAAA
Messenger RNA from Tigriopus californicus, 2802 nucleotides. RefSeq names its product disks large-associated protein 4-like. The transcript is spliced from 10 exons. Gene Ontology annotation, molecular function: microtubule binding. The record is from RefSeq and is a predicted model, not a curated record. The coding region runs from base 172 to 2646 and encodes 824 amino acids. Gene Ontology annotation, cellular component: nucleus; cytoplasm; spindle pole centrosome. NCBI's taxonomy places the organism in Eukaryota, Metazoa, Arthropoda, Copepoda, Harpacticoida, Harpacticidae. Gene Ontology annotation, biological process: regulation of mitotic cell cycle; chromosome segregation; signaling.